Drosophila eugracilis is the source of this 1408-nucleotide messenger RNA. Its product is annotated as serine protease grass. The transcript has 5 exons. The record is from RefSeq and is a predicted model, not a curated record. Gene Ontology annotation, molecular function: serine-type endopeptidase activity. NCBI's taxonomy places the organism in Eukaryota, Metazoa, Arthropoda, Insecta, Diptera, Drosophilidae. Gene Ontology annotation, biological process: proteolysis. Bases 611 to 1408 code for a protein of 265 amino acids.
ACCAGCAGAAAAGUCAAGGCGUAGGGGCAAGGGGGGGAAGGUUGGCCAAAAAGGCCAGAAGUCGGAAUGGAAAUGGCGCAGAAAAUGCGCUUCAAGUGGCCAUGGCCAUGGCCAUGACCAUCGACCAACGGAUGGAUGGCCGGGAGAUUUUCAGUUCAAAUAAAAGUAAAAAUUCUUCGAUUCCUGGACAAUCAAAUUGAAAGCAAGAAGAACGGGGAUUUUGGUGGGCAAUCAGCCGCGGGCGAGCACUUCAUAAAUUCCUUAGCCACGGACUCCACUUCAAUGCAAGUUUUUGGCAUCGGCAUCUUUAUGGAAACUUCUCAGGAAGGCGAAAUCGAAGGAAACACGGAAAUUAGCCUUGUCGCAAUCGCAUUCUCUGUCGUCUGCAAAGUUUCAAUUGAAUUUUCGUCCGGCAGAAAAAAAAAAUGCAGCAACUUCAACUUUACGCCGUCUUCGAGAACAGAUCCGCCAAAUAAUUAAUUUUGCAUAUGUGAAAAUGCAGCCAGAGGAUGUGCAAAGGGAGUCCUGACACUUGUCCUGACACUUGACCCGCUGGCAAUGUGAUCAACUUAACGAGCUGCGAGAAUUCAAUAUUGUAAUUCGAUCGAAGAUGAGGCCUGCAAUCGCUCUGUUGACUUUAUUAGCAAUUCUCAGCUUUGGAAAACUUGGCUUUACCCAAUUGCUGGAACCAAAAUGUAUACCAUCGUAUGCGACGAGAGUUAUUGGUGGUCGUAGUGCUCGAAGAUCUCCAUGGAUGGCAUAUCUAAUCCGGAAUAAUGCUUUCGCAUGUGGAGGUUCACUUAUUGCUUAUCGUUUCGUGCUAACAGCUGGUCAUUGUACCCAAAUACCUGACAACAAUUUAUAUGUUAGAUUGGGGGAAUACGAUUCUUCGAGGACUUCAGAUGGCAGAACUGCAGAAUAUCGAGUUAUUUCCACUUUUCGACAUGAAAAGUACAUUAACUUCGAACACGAUGAUAUUGCAGUGUUAAAGCUGGAUCGAACAGUGAUAUAUAAUGAUAAAAUCCGACCGAUCUGCAUUUUCUUGAAUCCCGGAAUGCAGUCUUUCGUAGACAGAUUACAGGACUUUACCCUUACCGGCUGGGGUCAGACGGCCACCUAUUAUCAAAUGCCUACAACGCUCCAGGAAAUGUCUCUCCGUCGUGUGGAUCGAUACUUUUGUGGUGCAAAAAGUAAUACCAUAUGUUGCAGCAAUCCCUCGCAGUUCGCUUGCUUCGGAGAUUCGGGAAGUCCUUUGGGAGCAACGAUGAGAUAUGGAAGAGGCUAUAUCUAUGCACAGUUUGGAGUUACUAGCUCGGUUACGGGUAAUUGUGAUGGUUAUAGCACCUAUGUGGAUGUCACUAGCUAUUUGCCAUGGCUUCUAACAACCUUGCGAAGAAAUUGGCUUUGA